Messenger RNA from Microdochium trichocladiopsis, 1964 nucleotides. RefSeq names its product AhpC/TSA antioxidant enzyme-domain-containing protein. The coding region runs from base 275 to 1585 and encodes 436 amino acids. Lineage: Eukaryota; Fungi; Ascomycota; Sordariomycetes; Xylariales; Microdochiaceae. The transcript has 2 exons. The record is from RefSeq and is a predicted model, not a curated record.
CCAGGCCCUGCCCAUCCUGGCCGCCCGCUUCCCUGUUUUCACUUCCUCGAAACCGCCACGGCCGCUGCGCCCUGCUUGCUCCUGCCCCUCCCACGAUACCCUCACCCGUGCUCCCCUCUGCCUGCCUUGUCAACCAAGGACCUGCCCAGCAGAACCCCUCGGAGCACUCAGCCCAGCACCUCGCGAAGGGCAAGUAGCUACCACCAUCACGACAAAUACAACAACAAAGGACAAACACACCUGGAGCACACGACAACGCACUUGGCCAGCAAUCAUGGCCACGCCGGCCGAGUCCGCCCCUGGCCCUGCCGAGCACAACGACGCCCCAAAGACUGGCCCGCAAAUGCCCGCUCAAGCAGAACCACAAGCCCCCACCACAGCUCCCGCCCCUGCGACGCAGCCAAAUAGCAACAACAACAACCAGCUUGCGCCUCCGCCGCCGACGACAGAAGCAACUGCAACUGCAACUGCAACUGCAACCGCGACGGCAAACGCAAAGCCCACCACAGCACCAGCCCAGGACGACGUCAACCCUCCAGACUUCCAGGGCGAGGUCGCUACAAACAACGACCUGCCCUCCCAGGAUGUCAUUCGUCAGAUCCAGGACUACACCGUCCUCGACCGCAAUGGCAAGACACGCCCCUUCAAGAGUCUCUAUUCGGGCCACAACGUGCCCCGUCGCGUGCUCAUCAUCUUCAUUCGCCACUUCUUCUGCGGUAACUGCCAAGAGUACAUUCGCUCCCUCUCGCCCUCCAUAACUCCCGAGACCCUCCUCGCCCUCCCCGUCAGCACCUUUGUCGUCGUCGUCGGGUGCGGCACGCACGAGCUCAUCGACACGUACAUCAAGGAGACGGGCUGCCAGUUCGACGUCUACGCGGACCCGACCCGCCGGCUGUACGACAAGCUCGGCAUGAUCCGCACCCUCAACAUGGGCUCCAGGCCGGCGUACCUCCAGAACAAGAACGUCGCCCAGACGGUCGUGUCCGGCGUCAUGCAGGGGUUGAAGCACCUCAAGUCCGGCCUCGCGCUCAAGAUGGGCGACCAGCGCCAGGUCGGCGGCGAGUUCCUCUUCGAGCCGGCGUCCCUCUCGCUCGACACGCCAGUCACCACCCCGCAGAGCGACAUGGGGAGGAAUCCCCUGGACGCCGAGGUGGGGGCACCUCGCGAAGAGGGCAAGGCAGAAGAAUAUCUAAUGGGCAACGGCAACAAGGCUACAACCAGCACUGCCAACGGCGGCGGCGGCGGCCGGCCAGGCCUCCACGACGAGUCACAGCACGGCAUCGAGGAGAAGCGUGUGACGUGGUGCCACCGGAUGAAGACGACGCGCGACCACGCCGAGAUCCCCGAGCUCAUGGAGGUCCUGGGCCUCACGUCGGGCGGCGAGCCGAUAUUGCUCAAGGAGAAGGACGAGGCCCGCUUCGGCAAGGCUCUGCGCUCCCGCAAAGGCACGGGGCUCAGCCUGGCGAGCCAGAUGAGCCGGAUGAGCAUGGAUGCGCACAGGCCCGUGCCGGAGACGCAAGCAGCAACCACCCCGAUCACCAACGGCAACGCGAAUGGGAAUGGCGUCAACGAUGUCAAGGUCUGAGGCCAGCAGUCGAGAGCUGGCCCGGCUGGGAAGUAGUCGCGCAUCUAGAUAUCGAUGCUACAGGUGAAGAGCAGAAUGUCGGCAAAAGAGGCGCAGGCGUGGAAGCCGUCUCACGGGUUUCUUCGUUUUCUUCUUAUUGUUUUCACAUGGCUUUGCGAGGAGUGCGAGAUUUAUGCUUUGAGCGAGUUCAUCUUGUUUGUGGCUUGGCAAUGCCGCGUGCGUCCUGUACUUACUUAUGAUCCUCAAUUACCAACACUGGCUACUUCUUUUACGGCUUUUUUUUUUUUUUUUUCACUUCAUCUCCACGCUCGUGAUCACGGGAAUCUCCAUGCACCUGUGACCAGAUGGGUCUGCUUCAAAAGGUUGUGGUCAAAUGAGU